This is a messenger RNA of Alternaria metachromatica, 570 nucleotides long. RefSeq lists its product as uncharacterized. The record is from RefSeq and is a predicted model, not a curated record. Bases 1 to 570 code for a protein of 189 amino acids. NCBI's taxonomy places the organism in Eukaryota, Fungi, Ascomycota, Dothideomycetes, Pleosporales, Pleosporaceae. The transcript is spliced from 2 exons.
AUGGGUCGACGACUGAGAGACACCAACGUCAACCCCACAUAUCUGAAAGCAGAGACAGAGCCUCAAUACCCGAGGUUUUAUACUCGCGUGAAGGAUUCCGAAGAGCUUCUAAAAGCGGAGGCCCAAUAUCCGAACGCAUACAAAUUCCUCGACGCCAUGCAGGAGGCCCGCAACAGGCGACUCUUCAAGACCAAGAAAGGGCAUCUCAGCUCGACGAGGCCGGGUGUGAUGCCUGAUGAUAUUCUGAUAGCACUGAAUGGGGCGCCGAUCCUAUACGUGAUCAGACAGGUCAAGGGUGCUGUGAACGAUGAACCGGAGCUUUGGGAGUUUGUAGGCGAUGCUUAUGUCUAUUCUUCAGAAUGUGAGAACGACGAGGAAUGUACUCUGAAACGCAAGUUCCCUAGCGCAAGCCAGAAGGAAACGGCUUCGCAAUCGACUUACCGACCCACCUAUACCUAUGUAUUCAACCGAGACUGGCGAGAAGGCUUGAAGUUCGAGCGCGAAGCCAUGGAGAAGGAAGCCCGGAAGAAGGAACUGGCUUAUCUGGGAGAAAGUUUCGUAUUUGUUUAA